This is a messenger RNA of Prorocentrum cordatum, 150 nucleotides long. NCBI's taxonomy places the organism in Eukaryota, Dinophyceae, Prorocentrales, Prorocentraceae. The record is from the annotation of a GenBank genome assembly.
AUGGCGCUAGGAGGUCUCAACGCGCAUGUGAGCAAGGUGAGCGUCGAGAUGGAUCUGACGCACCUCCGCAGCGGCUUCAAGCGGGGCUCUCGCCAGGAAGCCAUCGAGGUGGACCUUGCGGACGGAGGCAGCAGACGCGGCUCGGGGUGA